CUUCCGGUGUUGGCCAGCCCGAAGAGUCACUUCUAACUAUGGCUACAAGAGGAUAAGACAUACGGAUACAACGCUCUACGAGUCUUCGUACUUUUUUCAAACACUUGUUUAAUUUUUCUGGAAGAGGUUCUCUCAGCGAUGCAGAUGAAGUAAAUAGACGGUAAACAAACGUGAGAGGUUUGUGCUGUGGGGGGGACAGCCCCUGGAGAUUGAGCUCACACGUCCUCGGAUCGGAAUUGAGACGGCUAGGAACACCAGCUGAUUAGAAACGGAAACAUUCUUAACCAUCUCCUGUGUUUCUAAUUAAAUUUGAAGUUUACCUCUGAAUUUCUAUACUAGCCUGUGGUAAGCAUAUGGCACCAAAGAUGGAGGGACUAAGCAGUGAAAGCGGAGAUGAUUCUAGCACUGGGAGGUCAAGCUCUCGUCGUUUGGUCAAGAAUACUGAAGAAUAUCGAAAGCGCCGUGAACGUAACAAUUUGGCAGUCAAGAAAUCCCGUCUAAAAACAAAGAUGAAGACUCAGCAAAUGAUGGAUCGAGUAACUCAGUUGAAAACCGAAAAUGAUGAAUUAGAGGAAAACAUAAAGAUCCUUACAAAGGAGUUGAGCAUUCUGAAGGACAUGUUUGUUGCACAUGCAGGUCAUGCUCAUGGUGUUAAACUGAAUGAUGCAGAUUUAGUGAAGAUGCUGUGUGAAGACUCUGAUGUUGAUGAGGGCGUGUCACUUUUGAUGAGCCUUUCCCAGGGUCCCCCCCUGUAACUGAAAUUUCACAGAGCAUAACCAAGUUAAUGACAAUACGUUAAGUCCUUCAAGGACUUCACUUUUAGGAUAUGAAUACAUUCAGUGCAUAACAGUACACUUUGGCUACCAGUAAAAUCAGUAAGCAUCUCGUAACGUACUUAGCCAUAACCAUCUGCAGAAGAUUUUUGCUAAAUGAUUCCCAUAACGAUAUUAAUGUUUCCUGUGGAAACUUCAUUUACUGGUAUCCUUGUGUAGUGUAGAAUUGCACAUAAAUCUCAAACCAUUGACGUUUCAUGUCCUUUUGCACUUAAGUGUGUAUAAGGUAUGGGAAUAUAGGCUUGAUUAAAUGUUAGUGGGUUGAAAGUGUCAUUAAAAGUUUUCUGUUGGUAUCUACUGUGUAGUUACUGUGAUACCAACCAAUUUAGGGGAUAACAUUUUUCUUCUACUAUUAUAGUAUAUUCUCUCGUAAAAAAUUGUGUGGAUGCAGAAAAUUUAUUCCUUCUACAGAACAGUUAGAAGUGGUCCUUAUCUAGGAUAAUGUUGAAAAGAAAUUACUGUAAGACUUCUUAAAAUAUUUGUUACCGGCAGAUUACAACUAUAGCCAGUGCCAAAAUGCUUAAUUUCAAGUUUUGAGAAUGCAUGUUAUAAUUAUAAUAGCUUUGAAUUUCAUUAACUUUUGAAUAUUAGAAUAGUAUAAAAAAUAAUCUAAACACUUCUACCUCUCCUGAGGAUUAUGGUGAAAUAUUACCUGGACCAUUUACCAUUUUUGUUGUUUCAUAGACCAUUAUGAAAAUGUUCAUUGGAGGCAAAAAGGAAAAAAGAAAGAAAAAAAAAAGGAAAUUUUCUGCAUAGCAGCAGCUUACUAGUCAAGUGAAUUUGAAGUAUGAACUAAUACGAAUGUGCUUUAAUUUGGAGUCUUUCUCUCCCUCAACUCCUCCUUUCUUUGGGUGACAAUCUUACAUUAUGCCAUGCUGAAUGAGUGCAGUUGUAUACAAUAGUGAUAUUGUCUUUAUUCUAAGUACUAUAUUUUUUCCAGUAUACACUAUUAUUCUCGUACAUUGUGAUAAAUUCCAAGGCAAUUGCAUGAAGAGGUUCAUUUUAUGAUUUGCAUCUGUAGAUUAAAACCCUGUUAAUGUGUGGUAAUGUCAUGUAUGUUUUGUUCACAUUGUCUACAUAUUGGGUUUUAGGUAAUGCAUAUGGACGUUUUCCAUAUUGUCUGCAAAUAAGGUUUUAUUUUCUUUUCUAAGAAACAAUAAUUUUGUCACCUGUAAAAUAGGAUUUUUAUACUCUUAGCAAAUAGUCCUAAGAUAUAUCAUUCUUCCAUACUAAAAGGAGAAAGUGUCAGGACUUUGACUAGUGUUACCUUAAAUAUUGUCUACAGUACAAAUUAAAAAACACUUUCAGAUAA
Molecule: messenger RNA, 2145 nt
Organism: Macrobrachium nipponense
Lineage: Eukaryota; Metazoa; Arthropoda; Malacostraca; Decapoda; Palaemonidae
Product: CCAAT/enhancer-binding protein gamma-like
Exons: 5
Coding region: 354-755 (133 amino acids)
Biological process (GO): regulation of transcription by RNA polymerase II; DNA-templated transcription
Molecular function (GO): RNA polymerase II cis-regulatory region sequence-specific DNA binding; DNA-binding transcription factor activity, RNA polymerase II-specific
Source: RefSeq, a predicted model, not a curated record